AAGUAACCAUCACCCACGGUACCGGGCUAAUACAAUUGCGAUUGCAUUUUAUUUAACGUUCAGUACAGAACAGUAAAGUACACAGACGUUAACAAUCCGCUGGCGGUGUCGCAUCACUUUUCAUUUGUAUACUUUUCAUUGAAUCCCAGGCAUUACUCACAAGUGUACCCAUAUCUGCCUACAUGUUUACUCUUCUUUUCACUCAACGCUAUGCAUUGUCAUGCUAAAUAACUAGUGAUAAAUAAUAUUAAUACAAUAAAAAAUAUAUCUUUAUAUUUGAUGAAAGUUGCAAAAGUGUUUAGUUUUGUUUCUAGGACAACGAUAAAAAUGUGUUUUAUUUUAUUUUAACGUUGCCUUUAUCUAAGAUUAUUUGAAUAUAUCGAUACUCACCAAUCAUGCCUAUGCAUACACCUACAUACACUUUUUUACAUAUGUGUAUCACUAUUAACGUUAACAUGUGUAAUAAUGAAAACCGAGUGACCCAAUUGUCAGACAAACAAAGCUGCUUUACGUAAACGCGUUUUUAGUUUACUUAUUUUUUUAGUUUUUUGUUAUUUGUGUGACAGUGGGUGGGUGAAGAUGGAGAGGUGGAACUUUUGAGAUUUUCCACUACUAAGAAGUCUUUACUUUUUUAGUUAGAUCACAUUCGAUCAACAUCCGCGAAACUGCCUUGGAAAAAAUAUAAUUAAUAAAAUUGGUUUUAGUGGAAAUAUUAAUUAAUUUUUACUAAACAAUAGUGAUUACACGUGUCAUGAGUUAUGUAAUGGUAAUAUACAAUAAUAUAUGGUGAUGAUGAUAUGAAAAAUAGAGUUUAGUUGGUAGGAAGACGAUAGGCUGAUAUAUGUUGCUGUUACUGCUACUGUGAUUGCUGUGCGGAUAGUUUUGAUUGGCUCAGUUGAUAAUUUUUUCCGAAAUUUUAAUUUAGUAAUUUUAUUUUAAAUAUUUACUUGAAGUUUAUUUGAGUCAAGAGGUAAUGAUGCGAAGGACACGGAUACAAGUUGUUGUUAUCAUUCACCUAGUCUUCGGCGGUAUUACAGUUGGAGAAAAAUGUGGAAAUUGGAGUUGGGAAAAAGUGGACGGUAUGAUGCCGGAAAGUUAUGUUGCGAGUGAUAUUCUUUAUAGUGCAGCAGAUAAUGAUGGAAUUGUAACAGCUUGUUUUGAUAGAUGUUUAAAUGCAAAUUGUACAGGAUUUUUCAUUGAUAUUGAGCAAAGCACGUGUUCAAAAGUCACAACAGAAAGUGGAAAAUUUGAAACAGCGCCAACAUUUACUUAUUACCACAAAAUAUGUUUACCAGUGCCAGUAGAGUGCAGUAAAGAUAGAAUAUGGCAAGUACAAAGGACCUUGGGAGAAAUCCUAAUAGAUACGACGGUUAAUUGGCUACCUGAAGUCAUGACGAGGAGUAAAUGCUAUCAGAAGUGCAUUGCAGCAAGCAAUAGAUGUAAAUCUGCACAAUUUCGAGCAAGCAUUGAUCUUGCUAUCGGUGAUGUUCAAGGUAUUUGCGCUCUUUUGUCUAUAGAAAGAGGUAUCAGGCCGCAAUCUUACCGGGCAGCGCCGUAUCGUGAUGAAUAUUUAGAAAUUCAGUGCCAUAAAUUAUCAAAUACUGAUUAUUGUUCAUACGCAGAGUUUAAAAAUGAGACGUUGCCAUACUCAGAUUUAAAAUUAAUCAAUUAUGAUGCAAAACAGUGCGAAGAGAGAUGCAAUGAAUCAAACGACGGAUUUAUUUGCCGUGGAUAUACGAUCAAUUACGCAUCAAAGUACUCACCAGUCUGCUUGCUGCAUUCCUAUGACACGAUAACUGCAGGAGUUAGUUCAUUAGUCAAAGCUACAAACGCAAUUUACAAAGAACGUGAACCCUGUUUAAAUCUAAAAGUAUCAUGCGGGAACUCGAGUGUAAUUAUCGAACUAGAUACUCCAGAACCAUUCAACGGCAGAUUAUACGCGAGUGGUUACAGCGAAACUUGCAACGUGCAAGGUACCGGUUUGAAUAAAACGAUACUUGAGUUGCGGAUUCCUGAUAAAAAGGAAAUGGGCAAUGGCAAUAUUGACUGUGGAAUUCUACCGGCGUAUGCUAUAGAAGACAACAAUCAAACGCGCGUUGCCGUUUGGGUAACUGUCGUAGUACAAUUCAAUGCAAUAAUUCAGAGAUUGGGCGAUCAAUCUGUAAGAGUGGGAUGUACUUUGGAUGAUGAAGUUCCGGGGCCGAGAAAUAUAACUAUUGGAUCAGGAUUUGAUUUUUUGAAUCCUAACGCGGGACUCCCACCAAUUGUUGGAACAAUUUUUAAUACCACAGCAUCGCCAAUGGUGUCGAUGAGGAUCUUGGAUGAAAACAUGCGAGAAAUCGUGUCUGCAGAAUUGGGACAAAGGCUUGUGUUGGCGAUUGAGAUGAAUCCACCUGAUGGCCCUUAUGAUAUGGCAGCAGGGCACUUGGUAGCAAGUAGUACCUCCGGCGAUGCAUCAAUACUCUUACUAGACGAAAUGGGAUGUCCUACCGACGCAAAAAUAUUCCCCGGGAUGUUUAAAGACCCCGUUAACAAUAAAUCACUGAUUUCAACUUUCACGGCUUUCAAAUUCCCGGACAGUUACCGAGUGAAAUUCAACGUGAUAGUGCGUUUUUGCCUGUCUGAAUGUCCUCCUACGAGGUGUAAGGGCGACAUUGUGUCCUACGGACGGCGUAAAAGGUCAGCGGCAACAGUCGCCGAAUGGAAUGAAGUCAAUUCCGAGAUGGAUACUAUUGAAGAAUUGCCGCUGGAGUCUUCAAUUAUUGUCCGGGACGCGAUAAUUGCUGCCGAUCCAUUACGCUCAGGAAAAAGUGAUACAAUUUUUUUAGCUGGCGAACAAUCAAUGGAAGGAUUACUGUGUGUUGACGCAGCACUGGCAUUAGGUCUCCUUAUUUUCUGGCUAAUUGUACAAAUUCUGUUAACAAUGACUUGUAUAUAUGUGAUAAGAAAAUACCGGAGAGUUGCGCGCAAAGCCGAAGAAGACCGUGCAGACAUUUUGACGAGACACUUGUACGGUAUCCAUGGUGGUAAUUUUGAAAUUUCACGGCGGGUUCGGUGGGCGGAUCACAACGGCUCUACCAUCAGUUAAUAGUUCAUUUAAUUAUUAGCUUUAUUUAUUGAUAAUGCCAAAUAAAUUAUAUUAAUAUUACAUUUUUUUAUACUUAGUUUUAAGAAGUGAAACAAUAUUUUGUAGAAAUUU
Messenger RNA from Cotesia glomerata, 3199 nucleotides. RefSeq lists its product as uncharacterized. The transcript is spliced from 12 exons. Lineage: Eukaryota; Metazoa; Arthropoda; Insecta; Hymenoptera; Braconidae. The record is from RefSeq and is a predicted model, not a curated record. The coding region runs from base 974 to 3088 and encodes 704 amino acids.